Molecule: messenger RNA, 9263 nt
Organism: Brassica rapa (field mustard)
Lineage: Eukaryota; Viridiplantae; Streptophyta; Magnoliopsida; Brassicales; Brassicaceae
Source: RefSeq, a predicted model, not a curated record
CUGAUAAUGUGUAUAAUAAAAAAAAUUUAUAUACUAUUUGAAAGAUGGUGCACUCUUCAACAUUUAUCUACUGAAUUCACAUUCGGCUAUUAUUUAUAUUAAAAUAUAAAUAAAAUAUUAGAUUUAUAUAUUAAUUUAUAUUUUAGUUAUAUAUUAUAUAAAUGUUCUUUUUAUGUGACUUUUAAUUUUUAGCUAUUAAUAAUAAAUAAUGAAAAAUAUAACUAUAUAGCUUAAAAAAAUAUUAUAUUCUAAAUUAAUAAAUUGAUACCUAAAUCGAUUUAGGUGGUGUUGUUUUGUCAUGUUUAUUAAUUAAUUAUUUGUAAUAAAAAAUUAAUAUAUAUUCUGUCAACUUAACAUUAAUAUAUCGAAAUCGAUUUUUAUGGUUUAAGGUCAUUUCCGUGAUAAAUAUAUCAAUAUUUUUUCAUGUUUAUUAAUUUUUUAGUUUAAGUUUAUGUUUUAACAUUAAUUAGUUUGAAAAUCAAUCUAAGUAUAUCUAUGGUUGUUUAAUUUGAAAAGAAAUAAUACAUGCUAAAAUUUAGGAUUAUGUAGUUUCUCAGUAGCAUUAAAUUGUAAUUAAAUAGUUGUUUUAGUUUAAGAUCAAUUUAGAAAAUUAUUUAUUAAAUAAAGAAAAGACAAAAAAUACUUAAAGGUUGGCUUAUUAAUUAUUUUAGUGGUAUUUCCUUGUAAAUAAAUUAUAAGUUUUAGGGUUAGUUUUUAUUUAUAAUUAUACUUUAAUAACAUAGAUAGAAGAUAAAUGUUUAAAAGUAACUACGCUCUCGCUAAAUGAUUAUCUUAGUGAUAAAUUGUGAUCACGAGGGAUGUCAUGGGUUCUCACAAUAUACUAGAUGCGAAUCCUUCUUGAUCAUAACACACCAGCAAUAAUAUAUAGCCACUAAAAUUUAAAUCGUUAAAAUAUGUAUAGACAUUCGGUCCUAAAAUUUGAUUUAAAGUAUGUGUUGAUCAUUUAGUUGUUUGUAUUGAGAAACCCAAAGAGGUUACGGACUUAAGGUGUGCUUCCCUUCCGAUUCAUGUUAACAAUUGAAACCAAUCAAGCCAUCUACACGACAUCUUCUUCAAGCUUAGCUAAGACGAUUGCAUAGGGUGCAAGUCUAGUCGAUGUUCACCUCUUUUCACUAGAGCGUAUUGAAUGCAAGUCAUUAUUGGGCCUAAAAUGCGAUAGUCUUCAAAACAUGCUAUUAAAUUGUCGGGAUACAUCUGAUUCGAGUAAUCUACAACUGCUAUAGGCCACCAACAAAAAUUAGAACCUUUGAAAAAUCUAAAAAAUCAAUAGUUAUGUUACAAAUCAGUUUGUCUUAUUAGAUUUUGGUAACUGACCUUCACCGACCGCAUGCCCGCAUUUUGGCGUACAAUUUUGUAAAAGGAAACAACAUUUUUUUUUUGCUAAAUUGUAAAUGUCAUUCAUGAAAAUGAAAUGAAGGUUUGGUUACAAUGUGAAUUGAAACCAGAAUCUGCUAUAAAGCAAUUCUGUUUCUAAAGACUGCAAAAAAGUUUUAAAAAAGUCUUUAGAAAAUAUAAAAAUUAGUCCAAGACAUUGAUGAACUUGGAGCUAAUAGAAGAUAAGAUCAAUCAACUACAUUACUUCCCACACUAAACACUUCUCGAUCCGUAGUGGAACUAGCAAAUCAAGAGAAUAGCUCAUACCAGUAGCUCAAACCCUCACCCGAAAGUGGCUCCCAACGGCUUCGACGGAGGCGACAGGCAACGGCUCCGGUACACCAAAGGAGGAGGACGUCAAGUAACCAGACACGAGCUAUCUCGACGGAAGGCAAACAGAGAAUCCCCAACAAAGCCCCGAUAAAAUGAAGAACAUAAUCAGGUCAAACGCAGGCGGUCUUUGGCUCCUCAUCCGGCCACGCGACACAAACAGACGAUGGCGACAUCAAGGGAUUCAAAGAAGAUUCGUCGGAGUUUAGAAAAGGGAUUGAAGCACAAGAGGAGACAUGAGUCACCUCAAUAAGCAGGCGCAGCUACAGGACUCGAGGGCUCUGUUUCUCAGCGGUAGACAUGGCGCGUUGGGUCGUCCUCAAAACCCUAAUCACCAAAGUCCGAAAGUGAGGAGACGAGCCACCAAAUAGCUGCUGCUGAACACCAUGGUAGUCAUCGAUUGAACUAGAACAGAGGUCCUCCGAGCAAUGGGCCUAGACACCGCCGUUUCUCCUAGACGGAGAGGAGAAGCUCACUGAGACCUUGAUACAAGCUGAAACCCAGAGACACACAGGUACAAGCCAUAGACCAGAGAGGUAGGAGAGGCAGCGACCCACCACCAUCCUCACCGGCGGAGGCAAGAUCAGAUCUGACCCAGAUCUGCUCUGUAUGACAGGGAGAAGCUGAAACGAAAGCUCCUUAGGCUCACCAGCAAGCCCCCACCUCGUCAGUGCUCCAGAGAGACAAACACACACAUGUGUCUCUGAUUAGAUCCGAUGAAACUCGGAAAUCCAGAGAACUGAGCAAGAAAGAAAGGGUAGAGAAGGAGAAGCUAAGGGAAAGGCCGGUGGAACAGCGACAAACGGUGGGGGGUGACCGGAGGUAGAGGAACCCCCAGUCACCGGAGGAGAAGAGGCUUGGCGGAUCUAGGGUUAAGGCGGCUGCGGGGGAGAGACCAGAGGGAGAAUCGCUUCUCUCUCCUCUCUCUAGGCUCAAAAGGAAACAACAUUGCAAAACGAAAAGUCUUUUUUUUUUUUUUUUUUUGUCAACUUGUGGUUUCAUUAACCAGAAGCCCAUUAGGCAAAGAUUACAAACAGACUCAAUUUUUGUCCAAAGCCCAAACACCACAGAUAACUAUUACAUGCUAAAAGACACGUGUGAAGACUCGUGGCGUUAUCUCCUUUGCCGAGGAAGAAGAAAGGCGGUGCCGGAUAACUCGCCGGUAAUCCAUCCAUCUCCAUCUCCGUUCAGUUGAGGCUGUUUGCAUGUUCUUCGUUCCUUCAAUCUUCAGCGAAAGAGAGAUCUUCAAUCCCAAUUGGUAGAGUAUGAGUCCAAAGAACACUUCAAUAGAAACGAGCACAGAAUUUUAUUGGAACACUGUCUAUAUGGCAGCUCCAAUUCAUCUAAAUUCCGGACCGGAUCUCGAAGCUUAUUCCAAACCUCAGAUCUUGACCUUCAUGGAAACUCCUUAUGACUGAAAGUGGAGCUUUAUACCAUCUCCGAAUCAAAAUCUAAGCUUUUCUACCCAAGAAAGAAAUCAAAUCUCUCAAUCAACCGACAUCUCUAUCUACCCAGAAGAAGAAGAACUAUAUCUGAAACUUUAUUUAGGUUCAACACAAAUCAGAGCGAAGAUGAGAUUGGUAAACGGCUCUGAUUUGGCUAACCAUAACAUACCAAAAUCGCCUAACGAAACAGAAAAUCGCCAAAGCGAAAAAACACAGUCGAUCCUUAUGAUCGAAGUUACUUACAAAACAAAAACAAAAAGUCAGUAACCGGCGACUAUAGAGCCGCCGGUCACCGGAACGUUUCUAUGGUUGAGUGUUUCUAGUGAGAAGUCGGAGAAAACGAAAGGAGAGAGAGUUUUUGACUUCUAACCUACAAAACGAAAAGUCUAUUAUUAAAACUCCUCGUAUAAUAUAACCGUCUUAAUUUAGUAAGAAUAAUUAUUCGACGUGAUCAGAAAUUAACAAAAAAAAUGAUAUAUUACACACACGAACACAAAGUGCCACAUACGCAGUAAGCGAGCAUGUAGAUUAACCUACGGUACGCAUCUGAUUUUCUCUUAUUCCUAUUGUCCCGUCGCUUUCUUGCUUUGUUCCAUUCGUCUUCUAAAGUUCGACUGGUAAAGAUUGUAGUUGUUUUCUAUCCAAAACAAGAAGAAGAUUUUUUUGCUAUUUAAAUUGUCAUUAUUAACUUUUAACCGUAAAUAUUUUGUUUGUUACUUAAGACUGUAAUUGUUAUUUUAAAUAUAAAUAAUAAUAAUAAUAAAAACUGUAUAAACUAUGAAUAUUAUUUUAAAUGCUUUAUUAAAACAUAACAUUACAUAAAUAACAAAGAUAUGAAAAAGAAGAAAAAGAUAUUUCAAUAAAAGAAUAGAAAAUAGAAACUUAUUGUUUUGAAAGUCACAUUUAUUAAGAUUUAGAAAAUAAUUAAAAAGAGGAGGAAACAAUAAGAAAAAAUGGCUCUUACAAAUUUAGAAUGAUAACGGUUUUUAAAAAUCUGGUUGGUAAAAAAAACAGUCGUCUAAUCCGAUAAGGCUUGACAGCACUAAUGCAUAUCGGGGCGCAAAUUCCGUAACUUCAUCCAGAAAUAUUCUCUACCUAUAAAAACCAUUAAACAAUCUUUCAAGUCACAUAUCACAAAUCACAAAUCACAAAUCUCAUAUCACAAAACUCAUAGAAUCAAAUCCAAUGGCGUCUCAAGAAACCAUGACCAACCAAAGAGAAGGAGCUGAGAUCGUUAAUGGCGCAUCAAUGUGCAAGCAAAAAGCAAACGAGAUGUUAUCGUCCAUGAAUCUACCAAAAGGACUUCUCCCUCUAGACAACAUGACAGAGAUCGGUUACAACAAAUCAACCGGUUAUAUAUGGAUCAAGAUGAACAACAAUGUUCAGCACCAGUUUAAAGCCAUCGGCAAAAACGUAUCGUAUGAUGCGGAGGUCACUGCGUUCGUUGAGAACCGUAGGAUGCGUGGUCUCACAGGAAUCAAGAGCAAAGAGCUUUUCAUUUGGGUUACGAUCACUGAGAUUUAUAUUGAUGAUCAAGAUACCACGAAAAUCACCUUUGCUGGUCGCUCGGGUUUGUCACGUUCUUUUCCCGUCUCUGCGUUUGAGGAAGAGGAGAAGUGAUAUAUGUCUAUGGUCUGAAAACUUUGCUUCAUAAACUAUGUAUUGUUUCCCUUCUUUUAUUCCAUAAAUAUGUAAUAUGUAUUAUUUAUCUGCAUCUUUCCGAUCAGAAAUACUUAAAACUAUAAUUUUAUAGAAACUUGUUUAUCAAUAUAAUUAUUAUUUUCUAUUUUGAAAAUUUAAUUCAUUAAUUUUCCAUAAUUUAAUUAAGUGUGUCCUUUGGUGUUUAAAAAAAGGAAAAUUCCUUUAAAAUAUUUCAACUAAAUUUUGUUAAGCUUUUUAAUGCCCAAACUUUUUUGCUAUCCAAUUUAAUACCUCAACUAAUUAUUUGGCCAUUUUAAUAUCCAAACUUUUAAAACUGUGUUCAUUUUAAUACCCAAACUUUUUUUUAUUUUAAUCAAUAAUAUCAAUAAGUUUCAAACGAAAUUUUAAAACCUUUAAAAUUCACAAAAAAUCUUAAAAAAUCUAGUUUUAUUUGAAGUCUUAUAAGUAAAAGUAACUAAAUUGUGGAUAAUGUUAAAUUGUAUAAAAAAAUUUAAGUUUUAAAUGUCAAAUUUGUUUUUUUUUUGGAAAUAGUGAGAUUUAAAAGAUUUUUUCUUAGAUUUUAGAGGUUUUUUAAAUUUUGUAUGAAACUUAUUAAUAUUUUUAAUUAAAAUAAAAAUAUUGGGUAUUAAAACGAACACAGUUUUAAAAACGUAUGUAUUAAAAUGAGCAAAAUAAUUAGUUGAAUUAUUAAAGUAGGAAUGAAAAAUUUUGGGUAUUAAAAAGUUUAACAAAAUUUAGUUGAGAUACUUUUAUAGGAUUUUCCUUUAAAAUAAUAAUAUGUGUCUUUUUAGUUUUGGAAUUAUUUGUGAGAAUCAUGUCUAUCAUGGUCAUGGUCAUGGUCAUGGUCAUGGUCAUGGUCAUGGAUAGAAGCACUAGAAUUGUUUUUAAAAAACAGGAUAGAAGCAUUAGAAACUCGUGCUUUCAGCUUUGUAAGAAAAAAACAAUAAUUUGGUUUUAUUAUCUUAGUUGGUUUUCAGGCAUGAGAUAAUUUAUUUAUGAACAAGGUAUAGCUAGGGACGCUGAUACUAGAAUUUAAAAGAAAAAUGUGUUUCUGUGUUUCUCUUGAAACGGCUGAUUUCACUGCUAUCUAAGAACAGCCUUAUUGGUAUAAUAUCUUAAGUGGAGUUCUAAAGUACACAAAAAAUUUGGAGUUUACUUCAUCAGCAAGCUCCAAUUGUCGACUGGCAUAAGAGCUUAUGGUUCAAACACCAUACUCCAAAAUUUGCUUUCUUUACUUGGUUAGCUAUUCAAAACCGUCUAACAACUGAUGACCGAAUGCUCCUAUGGUCUUCUAGUGUAAACCCAGCGUGUGUGUUUUGCAACCAGCUGGAAACUAGAGAUCAAGUUUUUCGUAUAAAUUGUUUAAUAUUAAAAUAUGAAAACAUGAAUUGCUGUGACGAAAAAUCUACGACUAGUCGAUUACAGGUAAAGUAUAAACACACAAAAAUUAUUAAGGAGGGACAUAAUAUACAUAUGUAUGGGAUCUUGGGGUCGAGUAGUAAGGAGAAAGACUUGGAAUGCAACACGUUUCAGGUUCGAUCCGCCUGUUACGUUAAACUAAGUCAUAUUACUCAUGGACAUUAACAUGAAUAUGAGUUUUUGCUUUCAACCUAUUUGAAUACCAGAGAAAGAAUCUAUCCAUAAGCUGCACCUUUCCAGUAUGAGUUAUUCUAUAGGUUCAUAAUUCAUGUUAAUAAAAAAGAAUGUAUAGUUUAACUCUUUGAUGAUAAUUUUCAUUUUAAACAAAAAGUUUAGGAGUUUGUUUUUAUUGAAAAAAAAUGUAAUGUAAACUGAUAAAAAAAGUGUCAGUUAUCGAAAUUUGAAUGUAUUUGUAACAAUAAUCUUAGUCUUUUUUUAAAUAAUGAUUUAAGAUAAAUUUGUAUUUGAUUAGAUUUUCUAUAAUAAGAAAUCUUCAUAUUAUACAAUAUAAUUUACUAGAGAAAUGAUUUAUACCAGAGAAAUGAUUUACUUUGUGUUUAAAAUUAUAAAAUAUGGCUCUAAAUUUUAAUGUUCACUAAACAUAAAAAUAUUUAAAUGCUGCUUUUUAAAUCAGAUGUUUCAAGUUAUUUUUUUAUUAAUGAAUGUGUUUGACAACAAAUUUGUCAUAAAUUUAAAGAUAUAUUUUUAUUCAUAAUAUUGUUUUGGUUGUUUGGCAACUCAUGUAAGUUUGUUUAUGACUAUUUUUGCCAUUAUUUACGAUUUUAUAAAAUCUUUUUUUUUGUAGCGUAAACUGAUAUAAACAAAUUUCAGUUAUAUAAAUUUCAAUUUAUUUAUUCGCAAUAAUAUUAGUCAUUUAUUAAAACUGAUAUAGGAUAAAUUGGUAUCCCAUUUGAUUUUCUAUUAUAAAAAAUAUUCAAAUAUAUUAAAAGCUAUACUUAAAAAAAAGAUAUAAUAUGGGUCUAAGUUUUGAAUGUUCAAAAAUGUAAAAUAUUUUAACGCUUCUUUUUAAAUCGGAUAUUUCAAAUUUAAUUUUUACUAUAGAAUGUGUUUGACAACAAAUCUAUCAUAAGUUUGAAGAUUUAUUUUUUAUUUAUAAUAUCGUUUUGAUUGUUUGACAACUGAUGUAAAUUGGUUUAUAGUUAUUUUCAUUUUAAAUAAAAUUAGAACGAUCUUUUUUUAUCUUUGAGAUUUUUAGAUUUUUUUUUUGAAAUGAUGACUUUGUGAGAAACUAAUAUUUUGCGAUUGAUUAUGAUUUAUAACAAAUUUAUAACCUCUUAUAAAAGUAGUUUAUACAUUUAUAAAAUAACUUAAAAGUUAUAGGAAUUUUAACUCUUACAAAAUUUUUUAAAGAAGUUUAAAAUCAUUAUAAUAUAUUAAUAAUCCUAAUAAAUGGUAAAAAUAAUUUAUUAUCUCUUAUAAAUAAUUUAUAAACUUUCACAAUGAUUUAAGACUUCAUAAAAUAGUUUUAUAAAUACUAUUGAUGUUUUUCAUUUUAAAUAAUCUACAAGCAUGUUAAACUUCAUAAAUAUAUUCAUAAGCUUCUCUAAAUGAGAUAUUAUUCUUUAUAAAUGGUUUUAUAAAUCUUUAUAAAUUAUUUUUUAAACUAUUAUUAAUUAUAAAAUAUUCAUUAUUGUUAAUUUAAAAAAAUGAUUAGAUAUGAAUUGGUAUAAAUAACUUCUUAGUAUUCUUAUAAAUGAUAUAUUAAUCAUUAUAAAUUAUUUUGAACUCAUGUAAAUAAUUUAUAAACCCGUUUUAUAGCUAACAUAUUGAAAUAUAUAUAUAUAUAUAUGAAUAUUGCGAUUUAUAUAGGAAAAUAAAGCUAUUUUAACACUGAUUUGCAAUAGGGAAACAAAUCUAUUAUAUUAGCUUUUAUUAGUUAUUAUUUAAAUGAUAUUAAUGGUUCUAUAUUGCCUUUUUAAAACAUGAUUAAAAUAAAUAAAAUCUAAAAUCAUCAAUUAAUUAAAUUAGAACAACUUCUUUAAAUUUACCUAGGAUUUACAACUAUGCAAAGUUACUUCAGUGACUUUUCGUUUAAUAUAUAGGAGAAUUGAUGUUACAACUUUUUAAAAGAUCAUCAAAUAAUAUAUUGGGGAUAAGAUAAAGGUAAGAAUACAAACAUCUUAUUCAACUGUAUUAAAUUAUCUUAUAUAAAUUUCAGAUUUUGGUUCAAAAAAGUUAUUUCUUUUUGACAAUACAUUAAUACAUGGGCAGUUUGGUGUGAUUUCACUGCUAUUAUCUAAGCAUCUUCAUCAAUUCCAUUCCCCCUUUUAUCAACCAUCAGUCUUACCUUCCAAUAAGAUAAAGGUAAGAAUGCAAAUAUCUUAAACUCUAUUAAAUUAUCUUCAUUAAAUUUUAGAUUUCAACGAAAAAAAGUUAUUUCUUUUUGACAGUACAUUAAUACAUGUGCAGUUUGGUGUGGUUAUAUAUAUGUACAAGUAAAAUCACAUAGAUAUCCAAUACAUACCAAUUUUCGUAUAAUUUCAUUACCAUUUACAAACAAUGAUAAAAGUUUAUCUAUUGUUAAAAGUCAUUUUCAUAAUUUUAUCUGUCAUUGCGGUGCAUCACCUUCCUGUAGCAUCCUCUAAACAAUGGUGCAUAGCAAAUUCGACGGAGACAGAUGCAGGACUACUAUUAAAUAUAUAUUUAGGGUGCGGACAUAAAUUCGUCGAUUGUAGACCAAUCUACCAUGGUGGAUCUUGUUUCGAACCUGAUACUCUCAUUAGCCAUGCGUCAUUUGUGAUGAAUGCUUUUUUCCAACUCCAUAAUCGCACCAAAGAAUAUUGUGGUUACAACAGUACUGGCAUAAUCACUAGCACUGACCCAAGUUAUGGUUCAUGUGUGUAUUAUGUAUCUUAGAAAUAUACAAUUAGUUUUAAUAAUUUAUCCCUAGAAAUCUUUGCGGUGGGUAUGUGACCAACAUAAUUAUGUAAUGUUGCAAUAUGGAAUCAAAAUUAAUAUAAUUUAAUAAAAUAAUGAUGAUGAUUUCGUAUU